Raphanus sativus (radish) is the source of this 1348-nucleotide messenger RNA. RefSeq names its product probable transcription factor At1g44810. Lineage: Eukaryota; Viridiplantae; Streptophyta; Magnoliopsida; Brassicales; Brassicaceae. Gene Ontology annotation, biological process: regulation of DNA-templated transcription. The coding region runs from base 73 to 1167 and encodes 364 amino acids. Gene Ontology annotation, cellular component: nucleus. The record is from RefSeq and is a predicted model, not a curated record. The transcript has a single exon.
CCUUUAUCUUUAUAUCACUGGACUCUCUUCAAAACCCUAAAGCUUUCUCUUCGUGCGUUAACAGAAGUCCAAAUGACGAGGAAGAAGCUCAACCCUUUGGAAGAUCCACCGACGGCGUCUUCAAGCGACGAAGAUGAAUUGGAGCCGCUGCCCGGAGACGACGAAGAAGAACAGAUCUCCGACGAUUCUUCGUCCGACGAUCUCAUGAGUCCAGUCAACAUUCCGUCCGCGAAGAAGUCCAAAUCUGAGAAGCCGAUCGCCGUCGCCGUGAAGAAGCGGCCGAUGGAAAUGACCUCCUCCGUUAGUGCAAAACGAGCCAAAACUGCAGAGGAGGCGAAGAAACCGACGACGUUUCAGAGGCUGUGGAGCGAAGAAGACGAGAUCUCAGUGCUUCAAGGUAUGAUCGAUUUCAAAGCUGAUACAGGGAAGAGUCCGUACGAAGACAUGGAUAGGUUUUACGAACUCACCAGUAAGUCGAUUAGCUUUGAGGCUAGUAAGAUCCAGUUCGUGGAUAAGAUUAGGUCUUUGAAGAGGAAGUAUAUGGGGAAAGUGAUGAAGCAAGGUGUUGAGUCUUUGACUAAAUCUCAUGAUAUUGAUUGUUUGAAACUGGCCAAGUAUAUUUGGGGAUCUCAUGGAAUGGCUCUCAGUUCUAAUGUCAAGAAGAAGGUGGUUCAAGAAGAAGAAGAAGUUGUGACUCCUGAAUCCAAUGGAACACCAAAAAAGAGUAAGAAGAAGCCCCUUUCUGUGGAAGGUAAUGGUGACAAAGUAGAAGUAGGUAGGGAAGUGUUGAUUAAUGGUGACAAGGGAGAAGAAGAUAGGGAAGUGUUGGCUGGUGGUGAAAAGGGAAGAGAAGAUAGAGAGGUGUUGGCUAAUGGUGACAAGGUUGAAGAAGAUAAGGAAGUAUUGAUGAAUGCAGGAGGAGCUUCCAAGUCUCUUGGUGUGAUGAGAGCAUCUGACUGGUUUGAACACUCGUUUCUUGUAGGAUCUAUUGCGGGUUUAGGUGUGAGUGAACAGUUCGUGAAAGAGAAAUGGAGUAUGGUGACUGUGGAGACAAAGAAGAGGAUGGAAGAGAAGUGGAAGUUAUUACAGGCCAAAGAAAUGGAACUUGUGCUGCAAAAGACUGACUUUAUGCGUGAGAUAGGCUCUGUGAUUGCUGAAGCAUCUUAAGAAGAAGCCAUUAGGUUUUCUUACUGGGUUUCGCUUUAAAUGGAGAUGCAAUACUAGUUUCGUUAUCUUUCUACAUGACUUUAUGGUUUUCUAGUUGAUCUUGUGAGUUCUUGCUUAUUUAUGUAAAAACUCCAUGGAAACUUCUGUCAAUUUUAGGCAAUUAGCUUAGAUGUUGUCUUAA